AUGGAAGCAUAUGACGCAAUAAAAACAGGAUUUGGAAUCCAAGAUGAACUAAACAAAAGCGUGAUUUCCAUAUUUGAUCUCAUUGCACCACUUUUUCACACAGGAAUUCCUGGAUGUCCUCAAAAUUCUCCAAUUUUUAUAUCUGGCAUUCCGUAUUCGAUGCUUAUUGGUACAGUGAAUGUUCCAGAGUUAAACCCAACAGACAUCACAGUAUUCAAUAAUAUUCGAAAAGUCAUCCUAUGCCUUUCAGAAAGUUUUUCAUUAAACCCAACUUCAUCUUAUAAUGAUACUGAAAAGCAGAUAGCACGAUAUGUUAUUGCCACAAUGGCCGCAAACCUUCCUACAUUCUCAAAAAUCGUUGAUAAAGAUAGAUUAACAGAAUAUUCUAACUUCUUUACACAAGUUGCAGAAUUGAUUAUAGUUCCAGGUCAAGAUGCUGCUGUCAAAGAAUGCCAUCCUCAAAUUCAACAAAUUUCAGACUAUUUCGAGGCCUGCGCCCAAUCAUUGUAUACUCCACGUCAAUUUACUCUUUCUAAUGAAUUAUAUUCAUCACUCCUUCAACUAUCAUUACUUACACAAGUGUUCGGCUUAUUUGAAACGCUCACAGGUGAUCCUACGUUCUUUUCUCCGUUUGAUUCAAAUAUCUUCAACCUUAUUGUUGAAAUCAUCGCUGCUCCAACAGAAGCAACACUUACUACAAUCAAAGAUACAAUUACAAAGCUCAAUGAUUACAGAUUUAAGCUUGGAGCAACUUCAUUUGCUUUUAUUCGUCAAAAUCUCAUCAAAUCAUUGACAGAAGUUUGCCAACAAUUAUUAGAACAAGUUCAUCCAGGCGAACAACAAAAACAAACACCAGCAGAGCCACAAAAUCCAUACCAAUUGCCUCCAGAAACAGAUUUCCCUAUAAACAUAUCAACAGACAUACUUACGAUACUCGCAAGCUUCGCAAAUAAAUCACAGUCAACAGAUUCGAUUGUACAAACCGCUAAAUCGAUUAAAUCCAUUUCAAAAGAUGAAUUAUUAAAUUAUUUCUGCGAUCUAGCAAUUUCUUCACCAAAUAAUGCUUUCGGAACAUUAUCCGUUGCAGGAUCUCGUCUUCCUUAUGGCUUUAAUGCAGGUGUUUCGCAUUUUUGUACGAUCGCUUUAUCAUAUCUUCAAAUUGCAUUUGCAGCGUUAGAAAUACAGACGGAUUCACCAACACAGUCAUUAUCAACCCUUAUUUCUUACAGUUCUAGCCAGGAAAACUAUAAUGAGAGCGUAUUAGAAAUUUUGAGUGCGUAUGUUGUUACUUUGGCAGCGGCUAUUCGCUGUUUCGCUGCCACUUUGUAUUCUGCUGCAUCGGCUUUGCUUCUUGAGAAUCAGCAAACUUUGGCAGAUUUCAAAAUUUUACUUGAAACCGAUCAGUUUUCUCUUAACUUCGAGCAAUUCACGAACCUCGUACCAUUAGCAAAGAGGUCCUCGGAGCUAAUUAUAGGCCUCGGCGUUCCUGAAUUUAAUGAAAGCGGAAAUCAGCUGAAAACAAUGGUUUCUGACUUCACAGAGUUUUUCAAAGGAUUAAGACCAAUACCUCCAACACUUAAACAGCACUACAAUGCCCUUGCAAUCAAGCUGAGAGAAAUUAUUAAUCAAAAUGACAUAAACAAGGCAAGAAUCAUAGCUUUCGCACUUAUAAUCGAGAUAACCUCUUACACACGUGUAGAAAACAAGUACAUUCUUGACGAAUUAACCAAGUUUGCCGCAUCAGGAGAUUCUAAAUCAGUUUACAAAGCUCUUGAAUCACUUUUGAUACCAGUAAAGCAAAAAGAAGUACAACCACCAAAGCCUAUUGCCAUUCCAAAGCAAAUUACUGUUCCACAAGCCCAAAUUUCGAGUCAGACCACUCAUCAACCUCCUCCAUCUCCGAAAGCUCCAGAACCUCCUAAAGUUGUACCUCAGGAGAUCCCACAGGCUCCUCCGCCACCUCCAAAAGAAGCAGAACCCGCUCCACAACAAAUUCAAACUGGAAAAAUCACUUUACGUGUUUUACGAAUCGUAGAAAGUGCCAGAACCGCUCUUAACAGUCUAAUCAAGGCCAAUAACGAGCACAGCAGCGAGAAAUACAAUCAAUACAAAUCUUCAUCCCAACAAUUGAUCAAUACGUUGCUAGAAGGGUCCGAUCAAUGGGAUAAAGCUGUUUCUUCAUCAGUUCAGGACAUAAUAAACCUUUCCGAUAAAGAUUACGCCAAAUCCGCAAAAUUUGAUAACGAAAUCGCUAUGUUGACUAAAGUUCUAUCCGAAAUCAUCGAGCAUUUCUUAUCAUCAUUCGGUUUGGCCAACUCCGCCCAAGCAGAAAUGAUUCUAAUGAACGCAAAAGUUGAUGCAUUACAAAGUGAAGUGAACCAAAUGAGACAAGAAGAAGGGAACUCGUCAGAACCAUUGAGAAAGCUUAUUAUUGAUGAAGGCCUUUCUCUGUUGAAGCUUACGAGAGUUCUUGGCCGCUGUGCGAGACAACAAGCAGAUUAUUUAAUUAUGUCUCCUAAAACUAUCACCAAUGAGCAGAGAUUAAUUAAUUCUGCACAGCAAACAGCGGAUGCAGCGCAAAUGUUCUUCCUUUUGAUCAAAUCUACAAAACCCGGAGAUGAUGAUCUGAAAUACAGAGUCGUUGGUGCUGCUAAAGGCAUGAAUGCUGCUUUGACAUCACUGCUGGUCAAUUUCAGACAGAUCAGCGGCGGAAAUCCCGAAAUCCAACAAAAAAUGGAAAUAACUGUCAAAGAAAUCGCAAAAACUAUGCAGAAAAUCAUCGAAAAUGCAGAAAGUACAUAUGGCGCUGACAUAAAUCAGGACAUUCAGGCUAAUAAAUCAACAAUGACAGCUCAUCAGCUCAAAGUCGCAAGAAUGAACGCCAGUAAUGAGGUUUUGAAGAAGAGAAGAGAGCUGGAAGAAGCUGAAGAGGCUCUGAAGAGGUUCAACAGAAGUGCUGCUAACAAAUCUAGAUCAAAUAACUAA
Molecule: messenger RNA, 2985 nt
Organism: Trichomonas vaginalis G3
Lineage: Eukaryota; Parabasalia; Trichomonadida; Trichomonadidae
Product: I/LWEQ domain family
Exons: 1
Coding region: 1-2985 (994 amino acids)
Molecular function (GO): actin binding
Source: RefSeq, a predicted model, not a curated record